Molecule: messenger RNA, 2351 nt
Organism: Brassica rapa (field mustard)
Lineage: Eukaryota; Viridiplantae; Streptophyta; Magnoliopsida; Brassicales; Brassicaceae
Source: RefSeq, a predicted model, not a curated record
UCACACCCAUGAUUGAACCUCAUUAGGCGUCAGAGAAGGUAAACGGGUCUGAGAAAGAUGUGUCGGAGAAGACAUGGGAAGAGGCUCGUCGGUUCCGUCGCACUCCCUUCGAUUGAGUCGCAAUCUUUCACCACCAACACGAGCUGGUGGUCGUGAGCAGAGGAGACAAUAUAUGGUGGUAUGCAGGACUGGAAUUAAUUAUACAUGAAUCUGUUUAUAUUCAUGUGUUAACUUGUUCUGGUGGUGGGAGUUUGAAGCGUCAAUGGAAUUGGAGUCGAGAAAUAUAGAAGAGAAGAGAUGGAGUUGGUUCAGAGGCAAGGGAAGAGAUACAGAUAAGAAGUUUGAUGGUGGUGGAAGAUGAUAAGCUGGCGGUACCACUAGCAUUUGUGCAGAAGCGUAUGAAGUCGAAGAGGGAGGUUAAGCGUGGCUAAGAAGGAAGAAUGUUAUGAAGCAGAGACUCUCUUGGAGAUAGAGGGUCUUGAGAGUAUAAUAAAGAAUAAGAAGGAAACGUUGUCAUAUUGUCUUUCAUUUGGUUAUUUAUAUGGUUGAGAUGUAAACAUUCGCAUUAUCAUAAUUGAUCAUUAAAAACCUUAUCUAAAUCCUUAUCCUUUCUUCUAAUCUCUCCCCUCUUUCUUGUUACGGAUAAGCCUUGCUUAUCAUUGGUAUCAGAGCUGUAAAACCAUGCCUCCGAAGCAAGAGACUCACACUGAGAGGAUCUCUGCUCUCGAAGGUCAGAUCGGUGGUUUCGCAACCGCGAUCGAGGAGUUACGUGAAGCUACGGCGAAGAGCGAGAAAUCGAUUCUGGAUGCGUCGACCAAGGCGGAGGAGCGUCAUGCUCAGUUGAUGGCGAUGUUUCAACAACAGACGAAGAUGGUAGCGGAUCAGGAGAAGAACAAGGCGAAGGAGGUGGAAUCAGUGUAGAUCCGUCGAGAGACUGAAGGAUCUGCGUCCCAAGGCCCAGGGUUGCAGAUCCGUUCAGAGAAAGGUCUGUUGCACGUUCCCGAGACGGUGGUUCCUUAUCGAGCGGCGGAGCUCAACACUCCGUCGUAUCACGCUGGUUCGUCGGGGUAUUCAGCUCAACAGAAGCUCGAAUCACCUCCGAAGAAGCUCGAUCUGCCUAACUUUGAAGGGAAGAACCCGGAUGAUUGGAUCAUCAGGAUGGAGAAAUGCUUCUCGGUUAACCUGACCGACGAAGGUGAGAAACUAUCGUUAGCGAUGUCAUGUAUGACGGGGUGUGCAGUGACUUGGCUAAGGAUGAUUCAGGAUCGAGAAGAGCCGUUGGAUUGGAGGGAUUUCAAAACGAAACUGCGAAGGCGUUUUAAACCCACAAGAGGUGGGACGAUUCUCAGUCAGAUGCUGCGUCUGCGUCAGACGGGUACUAUUUCGGAGUAUCGAGAGCAGUUUGAAGAGUUGUCGGCUGAAGUACCACACGUUCCAAAUGACGUCUUGGAAGAGAUUUUUCUCCAUGGGAUGAAGUGUAGUCUGAGAGAGCAGGUGGUGCGAUUGCGACCAGUGGGGAUGGACGAGAUAGUGGAUAUGGCGAAGAUCAUUGAGGAGCAGGAGAAUGAGCGCAGUGCCUACAACAACCGUUCAUUCCAGAGAACCAGUUCCGCACCUGCGCUCAACUCAAAUCAGAGAAGCUAUAACUCACAGUCGAGUCCUGCGAGGCACGGUGAUAACACACCAGCAAGGAAGUCGAUGGACUCUCAGCGUGAUGCCAAGGGAACUGAUCAGAGGAGAACAAUUCAGAAUCCUUGCAGGCAUAGCGGAGAGAGAUUCUUCGCAGGGCAUCGCUGUAAGGCUUUUCAGAAGUUCAAGAAGUUGGAGUUAGAUGAGAGUGAGGAGAAGGAAAAGGAAGAGUUGAGUGAUGAGGACAGAGACGAGGAUCAAGAGGGUAACAAAGAACAGGAGUUGCACGUGUUGUCGUUGAACUCAAUGGUGGGCAUUACUUCUAAGAAGACUAUGAAGAUGAAAGGAUUGAUUGGGAACAAGGAGGUUGUGGUUCUCAUCGAUUCCGGAGCGACAUGUAACUUCAUAUCUCAGAAGUUAGUGGAGGAACUGGGGUUACCGGUGGUGGAGACAGUAGGAUUUGGAGUAGCAGUGGGAAACGGUGAGGUUAUUUCUGGAUUGGGAAAGUGUGAAGGAGUGGAGAUUAACAUACAAGGAGUUAAGAUUAAAGAAGAAUUUUUGAGGUUUGAAUUGGGCACAAUUGACUUGGUAUUGGGUUACACAUGGCUAGCGGAGUUGGGAGAGACUCAAAUUAAUUGGGGACUUCACAUCUUGAGGUUUUAACAAGAUCAGAAGUGGGUCUCGAUCUGUAGUGACCCAGAGUUGUUGAAGGCUCAGGUGUC